Rhinichthys klamathensis goyatoka is the source of this 509-nucleotide messenger RNA. RefSeq lists its product as uncharacterized. The transcript has a single exon. Bases 85 to 339 code for a protein of 84 amino acids. The record is from RefSeq and is a predicted model, not a curated record. NCBI's taxonomy places the organism in Eukaryota, Metazoa, Chordata, Actinopteri, Cypriniformes, Leuciscidae.
ACGGCGUGAUCAAAACCAAGAGAUGAUCACCUCCUUCGUGAGAAAUUUAACAAGACAUCUUCCCGCACUUCAUCGUUCCUCGCAAUGACGGAGCGCUAUCCUUUAGCCGAGAAGGCCAUGUCGGAGGGCUACGCUCGGCUCCGGUUCAGGGACACGUCUCUGCUGAUUUGGCAACAGCAACAGCAGGAUCUGGAGAAAGCGCCUCCGACCAAUUACCUGAGCCGCAGUCAGAGCUCGUGGUACAGCCAGUAUGGCAACCAGGCAGUCGUGGUCCAGGACAAAACAAGACUAAAAGACUCUGGCAACACUGGACAGUCCCGAAUUUGUGCUGUUAUGUGAUGGUGUUGUGACUACAACACACACAUUUGAUCUUUAUGUCCAGUCAAAAAUACUGUAAUUUGUCCACAUGUCAUUAUUCAGACAAGCUGGUGGGCAAGUCUACACAGUGCUUCAUGAACAAAGCAUCAGUAUUUUACCAUUUGCAAAGUGCAAUAGCAGUAUGAGGGAAC